CAAUCGUCCUUCGCUCGAUCUUUGAAAGCACCAAUCAACAUCAUUAUUUUAUUAUUUUCUUUAUAUUAUAUUUAUUAUUAUUCGGAAUCCAUCGCUUUUUCUUGAAGAUUACUGCAUCCUCCAUUCCUCUUAUUUUAAUCUCUGUAUCGCACACACUCACUCACAAGUAGCGUGCCCGUUCUUCUGCUGCGCCUUCACAUCAACGUUUUCGUGCACUCAACUAUCUCCAAUGGCGUCACUAAUAGCUGUGUCGCAGACCCAAUUGCUGUAUAUUAAGCCCCGUUUGGUGUCGCCGCCUCAUCAAUCACGCUCCCUUUUCUUGCCAACGGGGUUACCAGCGGGAGUUCGAGGGGUCCGGGCUACCAUGCCGAGAAAGGCGGUUAUUGUGUCGGCGGCGACGGCUGAGACGCCGAAGAAGAAGGGGGAGUCUAAGGGCUUCGUGGAGGAGAUGAGGUUCGUGGCGAUGAGGCUGCACACCAGGGACCAGGCCAAGGAGGGGGAGAAGGAGGUGAAACAACCCGAAGAGAAAGCCGUUACCAAGUGGGACCCAACUGUUGAAGGCUACCUCAAGUUUCUUGUGGAUAGUAAGGUCGUUUACGACACGUUAGAAGACAUCGUUCAAGAGGCUCCUCAUCCUUCUUAUGCUGAAUUCAGAAAGACUGGAUUGGAAAGGUCUGAAAGUUUGAAAGAAGAUUUGGAGUGGUUCAAGGAGAAAGGUUAUACUAUUCCCGAACCUUCUUCUCCAGGACUUACUUAUGCACAAUAUCUUAAGGAAUUAUCCAUGAAGGAUCCUCAAGCAUUCAUUUGCCACUUUUACAACAUCUACUUUGCUCAUUCAGCUGGUGGUCGAAUGAUCGGGAGAAAGGUUGCUGAACAGUUGCUUGACAACAAGGCAUUAAAGUUCUACAAAUGGGACGGUGACCUUCCCCAGUUGUUGCAGAGCGUGAGGGACAAAUUGAAUAAAGUUGCUGAGGGUUGGACUAGGGAAGAAAAGAACCACUGUCUGGAAGAAACAGAAAAGUCGUUCAAGUUAUCGGGAGAGAUUCUCCGACUGAUUCUAUCGUGAUAUUAAAGUGCCCUGCUGUAUGUGCUAUCUGUGUAAUUAUGGUUAUUAAAAGUGCAUGGCGGAAGCCAAGAACAUUAUAUGUGAAUUAUUUAAUUUCCAAUGCAAAGAAAUAAUAGGACUGAUGUUGAUUAA
This is a messenger RNA of Vigna umbellata (rice bean), 1198 nucleotides long. RefSeq names its product heme oxygenase 1, chloroplastic-like. Lineage: Eukaryota; Viridiplantae; Streptophyta; Magnoliopsida; Fabales; Fabaceae. The record is from RefSeq and is a predicted model, not a curated record. Gene Ontology annotation, molecular function: heme oxygenase (decyclizing) activity. Gene Ontology annotation, biological process: heme oxidation; phytochromobilin biosynthetic process.